AAGGCCAGGGUUGCCUGCGGGGAGGUUACUCAUCCUGGGCUCAGGUAAGAGGGCCCGGGUUGGGAGGCGGCACACCUAGGGGGGACGCUGAGGGAGCAGGAUCGAACCAUGGACCCCACCAGGAAAGCAGGCGCCCUGGCAGUGAUCUGGACUACAGGCUGGCUGCUGCUGCUGCAGAUGCUGCUCCUUCGAGAAGGAGCUCAGGCCCUGGAGUGCUACAGCUGCGUGCAGAAAGCAGACGACGGAUGCUCUCCGCAGAAGAUGAAGACGGUAAAGUGCGCGCCGGGCGUGGAAGUUUGCACAGAGGCCGUGGGAGCGGUGGAGACCAUCCACGGGCAAUUCUCGGUGGCAGUGCGCGGCUGCGGUUCGGGACUCCCGGGCAAGAAUGACCGCGGACUGGACCUUUACGGGCUUCUGGCCUUCAUCCAGCUGCAGCAAUGCGCGCAGGACCGCUGCAACGCCAAGAUCAACCUGUCCACGCGAGCGCUCAAUCCCGCAGGCAAUGAGAGUGCGUACGAGCCCAACGGCGCCGAGUGCUACAGCUGCGUGGGGCUGAGUCGCGAGGCGUGCCAGGGUACCGCGCCGCCCGUCGUGAGCUGCUACAACGCCAGCGACCGAGUCUACAAGGGCUGUUUCGAUGGCAACGUCACCUUGACGGCAGCUAAUGUGACUGUCUCCCUGCCUGUUCGGGGCUGCGUCCAGGACGAGUUGUGCACCCGGGACUCGGCGACAGGCCCGGGGUUCAUACUCAGUGGCUCCUGCUGCAAGGGGUCCCGCUGUAACUCGGACCUCCGCAACAAGACCUACUUCUCCUCGAAAUUCCCACCCCUUGUCCUGCUGCCCGCCCCUCAGCCCACCACUCUGGCCCCAACCACCCCUGUCACUACUUCUACCCCAGCCCCAACCAUGCGCACUUCUGCCACCUCUGCCACCUCUGCCACCUCUGCCACCAAACUCACCAAACCCACCUUGGCCUCAACCAGCCAGACUCCUCCAAAGGAAGUAGAACCUGAGACCUCCCACAAAGAGGAAUCUAGCUUGGCUGGAGGUGCUGCUGGCCACCAGGACCGUAGUAAUAUGGGACAGUACCCCACAAAAGGCGGGGCCCAUAAUAAAGGCUCUGCAGCUCCCUCGGCUGGGCUGGCGGCUCUGCUAUUGGCUGUGGCUGCUGGUGCCCUAUGAGCUUCUUCACCCAGAGACCUCCUUCCUGCCCUACUCCCCCGGCCCUAGGCACCCUCUCUUCCCUUUCUCAUCACUGGACUGGGCUGGCCCAGCGCCUGUUCUUCCAAUCUCCUCCCAGUUUCCCCAGCUUCUGCUGCACUGGUUUGCAGCUUUGGGAAAUAAAGUUACCGUUGUAUAUAGCCUGCCGAGGUGUUCUAGCUUUUGGAGGGCAGCAAAUGUAUCCCCCUCAUCUUUGUCGCUCCCUUGUCUCCUCAUGGUGCCCAGGACAGAGAGGAGUCAGAGCUGUCACAGGGAUCAUGGGGGAAUCAAUGAUAAGCUUCCUGUUCGCUUUCUCACAGCCGACCUGGAACAUGGGGAGCGGAGCGGGAUAAUGGUUCCUUCCUCUGAUGGCUGCUGGUCCUGCCCCUCCAUCUUUGUGGGAAUCAUUUUGGCAUCUGUCUUCCUUACUAGACUGUGAGCUCCUCAAGGGCAGGGAUUGCGCCUUAGGCCUCUGUGUGGUCAGUUUCUGGCAAGU
Messenger RNA from Pteropus alecto (black flying fox), 1696 nucleotides. It is a transcript of the gene LYPD3, whose product is annotated as LY6/PLAUR domain containing 3. The record is from RefSeq and is a predicted model, not a curated record. The transcript is spliced from 6 exons. Lineage: Eukaryota; Metazoa; Chordata; Mammalia; Chiroptera; Pteropodidae. Gene Ontology annotation, cellular component: plasma membrane. Bases 109 to 1182 code for a protein of 357 amino acids.